AUUUUUUCAGUUAAAAUAUACAACCUGUAUUAUUUUGUAAUUGAUUAUUGUUAUUUGUAAUUUACCUUAUUGUAGAUUCAUAAUACUGUAAAACGCUAUGCUUUAUAACAUAGCGAUUAUUAGUAUAAACGGUUUUUGUCGUAAACAAUGCAUUCAUUAUAAUAAGAAUUAUCUCUUUAUUACUUCUUAAUCAGAGAAGGUAGAUUUCACGUGUGGAUAUCAUCUCGAAAUGACAAAAUAAAGAUACAUUAACAGUGUAGAUAGAAAGAUACAUUAACAGUGUAGAUAGUUAAGAUGUACAACACUGAAUUUGAGAUGAUUCAUACUCGUAUCCCAUUUAAAUAUUUAGAAAUUCCGUAACUUUGGAAUCCCACAACAGAAAGUCUUUGUUACCAUAUAGUGUACAUUUGUUCAUAAAAUUUCGAUUUAAUUUAGCGGAAAUCAAUCAAAAAACUACAUUUGUAAACUACCUAGAACAAUUCGUGUUGUAUGAUUAAGAUACUUGUAAACAUGUUAUACGUCCCUUUUAAAAAUCUCACAGUAGAUACCCACUUUGUUGAAAAUGAUUUCAGCAUUCCAAAUAUAUCUAUCGCCUUGGUCUAUGACAUGACAACUGAAGUAUAAUUAUUUAUUUUGAAAACUUUUAUCGGCCACUAUCUUGGACCUUAAUAGUUAUCGAUAAAAGCGGAAGAAUAAAACUUACUACUUAAAUUGCUUAACAAUUUAAAACAUAGUAAUGGCCGCCACAUUUUAUUUUUUGAGACUUGCUAAUGAUCGUAUUUAAGCCAUAUAUAAGAAAUAGCCUACACAAUUUAGUUAAUCAGCUAGAAAUUACGCCAAAUAUAAUGAACAACGUUAUUUCAGCAAUAUUUCUAUAUUCUACUAAAAAAAACUUUUAUGGCUGUUAUCUGAAAGUUUUACAGAAUAUCAUAAAAACGAAAUAACUACUAUUAUUUUAAAUGGCUUGAAAAUUAUAGCAAUUCUUUUUUGGGGUACAUAUUUUUAUAUAAAACCUAAUAAUGCCUGUCUGUGUUAAGAAUUUGUGUGUUAUUCAUUUGCGAUAAAAAAUCCUGGACCGACUGUAAUGAAGUUUUUUAUGGCCAUUUAUAGGUCCAUGGUUAACACAUUAACACUUUGGCCUAUCUUUGUUCCAAAAAUCCCUCCAGGAAAGGCCUACUGGUCUUUCCUUAUCACUCCAUUAUCCGUUAUAUUUAAGGAUCUGUCAAAGUCAAGAACAACUUUACCACUUAGAAGAGGGUAAUAAUAACUAAAAUAAAGAAGAAGUUAUGGGACUUAUAAGUUCACUGUUGCUCUGUCUGAGCACCUUAGUAGUGGCUCUCCUCUUAUGCCUCGUCUUCUAUAUAAAAUAUAUGUCAAUCGUUACUUCGAAAAGCGUGGGAUGCACUUUGACGGACCGUCUCUGUCGCUGACUAGCCUUAUCACUUCAGCUCCUGUACAGAAGUCAUUCUCGAGCAUUUUAGCCGACCUUUACUCAAAAAACAAAGAACUCAAAGUGGUCGGUUAUCUUUCCUUGUGGAAGAAGAAAGUCCUCAUCGUUGAUUUGAACGUGAUAAGGGACGUCCUAGUGAAAGAUUUUGACAUGUUUCAAGACAGAGGCUUGUACUACAACAAAGAAGUUGACCCUCUCUCAGCACACAUUUUUGCGCUGGCCGGGCAUGAGUGGAAGACGACUAGAGCAAAAAUGAGUCCGACGUUUUCUUCAGGGAAGAUGAAGGGAAUGUUCAAUAUCAUCGUGGAAUGUGCCAAAGUGAUGGUCCAAGUUGCGGAACAAUUAUCGUCCAGAAAUAAAUUUGUUGAUUGCCAGACGUUGUUCUCCAGAUAUGGAUUAGCGGUUAUAUCGAACACUUCCUUUGGUCUUGACAGCGACGCUUUGACCAAUGAGGAUUCUAGAUUUGUCAAGAUGGCCAACAAGCUAUUCGCGCCGACGGCAGAAAGAAUACUGACAGCACUUCUCAGGUUCAACAAUGAUGUAGCCAGAUUGUUCAAGAUGAAAGUAACCCCCCCGGAUGUCUCCGACUUCUUUAUAUCUCUUGUGAUGGAUGCCAUCAAGUACAGGGAGGCCAACGGCGUCGUUAGAAAUGAUUACUUGCAACUUCUGAUUCAACUUCGAGAUUCUGGAUCUUUUGGAACUGAAGAUGCUAAAGUAAGAUUCUCAGACAUGGAAGUGGCUGCUGAGGCAUUCGUGUUUAUCGUGGCCGGAUCUGAGACAACGUCCCGAGCCAUGAGUUUCUGUCUGUACGAGCUGGCAAUGAACCCCGCUGUACAGGCGAGGCUCCUGGAGGAGGUCGACUCUCUCCGGGAGAUUUCUUAUGACAGCAUUACCAACUUGGAGUAUCUCGACAUGGUUGUUGACGAAACGCUAAGAAAGUACCCUCCUGUGGCAUUUUUAGUCCGUGAGAGUUCUCAGGAUUACGAAAUCGCUGGUACAAAGAUUGUAAUCGAGAAAGGCACUCAAGUUUUGAUGUCAGUACAAGGACUUCACUACGACCCAGACCUGUUCCCAGACCCGGAACAGUUCAUUCCUGAACGGUUCAGCAAGGAGAAUAAGGUCAACAUUAAACCUUACUCAUACAUGCCAUUCGGCGAAGGACCUAGAUUUUGUAUAGGUCAGAGAUUUGGAAAAAUGACGGUGAAGACUGGGCUUGCAAUGCUGCUCAGAAAGUUCCAGGUACACCGUUCUCCUUCCACUCCAGAAACGAUAAAGUUUCACCCAAGGACCGUCAUCACUACUGCCCUUGGAGGAAUUUGGCUUAAACUGACAGACAGGAGUUCCGGAGAAACUGUUGACUUAGAUGGUGAUCGUUGAAGAUCAAAGACACACAUUUGAGUGCAUUAACUCUUAAAAUUAAGAUUAUGGUCAUAAUUCACAAAAUUGUUUUUAAAUAUUCAGUUAUUAAAUCAAAAUAAAAUGCUAGAACACAUUUAAACAAUU
Messenger RNA from Homalodisca vitripennis (glassy-winged sharpshooter), 2953 nucleotides. RefSeq names its product probable cytochrome P450 6a14. Gene Ontology annotation, molecular function: iron ion binding; oxidoreductase activity, acting on paired donors, with incorporation or reduction of molecular oxygen; heme binding. The coding region runs from base 1346 to 2827 and encodes 493 amino acids. Lineage: Eukaryota; Metazoa; Arthropoda; Insecta; Hemiptera; Cicadellidae. The record is from RefSeq and is a predicted model, not a curated record. The transcript has 5 exons.